AUGUUUAUCACUGUGAAGUUCGGAGCUGGUUGCCAGGAACUGAUGAACCCCCGGUGCAGCCUGGUGAACUUCACUGUGCAUCUGAAACAGAAGGCUCAGAUCCCCCCAGAAGUAACCAUUGCCCUCCUGGCUGAGGAUGGGCACCUCGUGAAGUUAGAAGAGGAAGUCACCCAGGCCCCUUCCAUGGCCUGUUCCCUGCUACAGGAGCAAAGGACCUAUGUCCUGGUACAGGUCAUUAAAGGGAAAGAUGGGACCUCCACUCACUAUGAGUCGCUACUGGACAACCUGGAUGACCAAUAUCCAGAGUUAGCAGAGGAGCUGUGCUGGCUGUCCGGCUUUCCAACCACAAGCAAUGGUCAGAGAAGACGCACAGGCAUUUGGCGUGGCCAACGGGAACAAGGUCCCUCUUCCAGGUCUCGAAGGGUGACCUCCACCUCCUCUAGAAACCGCUAA
Arvicanthis niloticus (Nile rat) is the source of this 453-nucleotide messenger RNA. It is a transcript of the gene C20H22orf15, whose product is annotated as chromosome 20 C22orf15 homolog. NCBI's taxonomy places the organism in Eukaryota, Metazoa, Chordata, Mammalia, Rodentia, Muridae. The record is from RefSeq and is a predicted model, not a curated record.